UGAAGGACCCGGCCCAGGCCGCGCUGGUGCCAGUGCUCCCGUCCGGGCACCACCCUCCGGCCGCUUCCCCCGCCGGGCCGCCCCACGCCCUGCCCCUCCGCGGCUGCCGCGGCCCGGCUCAGGCUGGGCGCAGCGAGGCGGCGGAACCCCGCGCCGCGGCCCGUGUUGCCCGGCGGGCCGGAAGUGCUGCACCGAGCCGCCGCCGGGGCCGGCGGGGCGCCCAGAUCUCCCUUCCCCGAGCCGAGAUGGCCGCUGCCGGGGCGCUCCUGGCCUGGUGCAUCCAGCAGCUGCGCGGCGACUUCGGGCUGGAUGUCAGCGAGGAGAUCGUGGGUUGGAAGAAAAUCAGGACUCCUGCACCUGAAGGACUGGCAGGCUCUCAGUCUACCUCUUUGGGACCCUCAGGAAAUUCUCCAGUACAUCUUGUCAAUUGAAAAUGAGGAGGAGAUCCGAGAGUAUGUAAUUGACCUCAUCCAGGGAACAGAUGGGAAGAAAAGUCGAUUUAUAGAAGAGCUGGUAACCCGAUGGAAAAAGUCCUCUCAGACGGCUUCCGACCCUUUGCCAAUAUGUAGAAAAAGAGAUGAGGUUUCAGAUGUGCAUCGGGCUGGAGACCAAGGCAAGAGGGGGAGGCGCAAAGGAAGGAACAAGCAAGAAACAUCUCUGUAUGCUGAGCCCAAUCUGCCUGCAGAGGAAGUAAAAACACCCCUUGAUCUGGCCAAGGCACAAGAGAUGGGCAGUGGUGGCAGCGUCAGCAGUACCUCCAAGAAAAAGGCCAAGUUCGUCAAUCUGUACACCAAGGAGGGUCAGGACAAACUGGCAGUCCUGAUCCCUGGACGCCACUCCUGUGAGUGCCUGGGUCAGAAGCACAAACUCAUCAAUAACUGUUUGACCUGUGGCCGUAUUGUCUGCGAACAGGAGGGCUCUGGCCCCUGCUUAUUUUGUAGUACACUGGUGUGCACGAAUGAAGAGCAGGACAUUCUGCAGCGUGACUCAAACAAGAGCCAGAAGCUGCUGAAGAAACUCAUGGCAGGUACUGACAGUUCUGGGCAGAUGGAGAUCCUCAGCAAGGACCUGCUGCCUCGUCAGGAAGCUCGGCUUAAGACAGGUCUGGAGAUGGCCGUGAAACACAAAGACAAGUUGCUGGAAUUUGACAGAAUGAGCGUGCGCCGUACUCAAGUCAUCGAUGACGAGUCGGAUUACUUUGCUACAGACUCCAACCAGUGGCUGUCCAAACAAGAGCGUGAGGCACUGCAGAAGAGAGAGGAGGAGCUGCGAGAGCUGCGCCACGCUUCUCGACUUGCCAGAAAAAUCACCAUCGACUUUGCUGGCAGGCAGAUCCUGGAGGAGCAGGACAGCAUGGCUGAAUAUCACAGCAAGUUGGAUGAGACAAUUGAUGCCAUUAACUGUGGCACACUGAGCAAGCCAUUGAGGAGAUCCCAGGGGAAGUCUGAAGUGAGCUCUGGGCUUCUGGUGAAUCCCCACCUUCUCCAGCCUGCCCCCUUGUGGGUAGACCAGACUGGCUUGCUCCUGCACAGAAAAACUGCCCAUUCUGCAGAAACUGGGCAUGAGUCUGCCUCUGAAAGGAACAGGUUACGGAUUCAGGAUCGAGAAUUACAGGAGAUCUCGGAUGAUGGCUGGUGUCUCAGCAUGCACCAGCCUUGGGCUUCUUUGCUGGUAAAAGGAAUCAAAAGGGUGGAGGGCAGGACCUGGUACACAUCCCACAGAGGGCGGCUGUGGAUAGCAGCUACUGCUAAAAGACCAUCCCCUCAAGAAAUCUCUGAGCUAGAGGCCACCUACAGAAUGCUGCUCCGGGAAGAUGUGGAAUUUCCCAGAGAUUAUCCUUCUGGGUGCCUCCUGGGUUGUGUGGACUUGGCUGAUUGUCUGUCACAAGAACAAUUCAAGGAGCAGUAUCCAGAGUUGAGCCAGGAGUCUGCGUCUCCGUUCGUCUAUGUCUGCACUAAUCCCCAGGAGAUGAUCGUGAAGUUUCCCAUCAAAGGAAAACCCAAAAUCUGGAAACUGGAUUCAAAGAUUCAUCAGGGAGCAAAGAAGGGGUUAAUGAAGCAGAAGGAGAUUGUUUGAACUCCCCACCCACCAGGAGCCCAGCCCAGCUGCUCUUCCCCGGCCUGGGAGCAGAGAGGAGGUGGAAGGUUCUGAAAGGCAGGUGCUUCCAGGGGGACGGAGAGGAAAGCGUUGUUAAAAUAUCUGACUGUUGUAUUCCAAGGCCAUUAAAUGAGGAGAGCCUUGUGCCUCGCUCUCUACGUGCACAGAACGCAGUCAGUCUGGCAGCUUGGAGUUUCCGGGUGGAAUCCUGGGUCUUAAAAGACCUCUGGGGCUUUGGCUGCAGAGGCUGGUCUGAUGGCAAGCUCAAUGGAGUGCUGGCAUCUGGCUCUGUCUGCUGGGGCACGGCACUCAAAGCACGCCCCGGACUGGGUCAGAGGAUUCGGAAACAGGCCAACAUCAGCCAGCAGCUCCGAGCUGGCUCAGCCCUGUUGGUGUCAGUCUCCUCUCCCUGGGCAGCUAGGGGACGAGAGACUGUGACUCCAGGUCCAUUGGCCAGAGCGGGUCAGGCACAUCACAGCACCAGGCUCUCAGGAGUUGUGCUGCAGCUGCUCACAGAGAGGCUUUGCCCAACGCCGCCUUGGCAUGCAGUGCGCUCUGUUAUAGCAGGAGACGUACUGGUCAAAAAGGAGCAAAGUAGGAUGGGGCUGAAUGUCAUAAAGCCGGGCCGGGCCCCUUCCCCGAGCCCCAUCCCUGCCUCUGCUGAGCACAGACCAGAGGAGGAGCUGUGGGAGGGGAAAGGUGAACUCGAUGCUCUGCCCCCUCUUGCUCAGAGCUUUAUUUGCGAGGCUGCUCCCCUGAGCGAUUAGUAGCAGCUUUUGGCGUCUUCAGCAGCUGGCCAGCCUUCAGUCUCUGCUCUGCUUUUAUUCCAACCAGCUGCCUGCCCGUGAGAGCUGGCUCGCCUCCAGUAGCUGCGUGCAUGACUUGGAAAAAAACCGCCCCCUGUGUUAGGAGUAAGAUUGAUUCUCCCUGUCUUUAAUCCUUCAUAUUCAGCAUCUCUGUGCAGUGACAUGCCUGUGUGCGUUGGUGCUCACUGGGCUGUGUGCCUGCCGUGCUGCGUUGCUCCAGGCGCCUUUUCAACACGGCCUAAGCGUUACUGAUUCCCAGCCGAACCUCCCCCCCCCCGCACAUUCCAACGACGACAGCGCUAACCCGGAGCGAUGUCACUUCGCACCGCCACGCUGGGCAGAGCGGCAAUUCCCCCGAGAGGAGCGCCAGAGUCCCAAGGUUUAGAUGCACUCAGUUCAUUAUGCGGAUAAUGGUUAAGUUGCCCUGAUCCUGCUGCUCUGUUUGUCUGUUACAACAACACACCGGGAGCUAGGAGGGCUUGGAACAUUCUCAGCAGAAGGCCCAGCGCAUCACUUCAGUAUUCGGGAGGUGAGCAGCCGGAGCCAUAGGCAGUCUCAGCUAGAAGGGAAUUAGCUCAGGCGACAUGCAAAUGCCAUCCUCAGCCUCGGCGCCAUCUCCUGGCUCAUCCUUUGCUGGGUUUGUGUUGUGCGUGUCACUCUGUGUCUGAGCUUCUGUCUCUGGUUGUUAUGGAGUCAAGUAAAUGUAGAUCUCAGCCAAGGUGUCCAAGCUCUGCUCUGCCUGGAGCUGGCUCUGAGGUUACUGCAGGGAAGCUGCUAUUCCCUAGGACGGGGAGAAACAGGGGGGUUUCUCCCUUCCUUCCUCAGCUGGUCCUGCCCAGCCUGUAAAAUUCCCUCUUCCCAUCCUGGCCUUGCUCACCCAUUGGUAAAAUCCCUCCAGCUGGACGUUGGCCCCAGGCCCUUCCUCCCGACCUGGCAGCCCUGCACCCUCAUGCUAACUGCUUUCUUGGUAACUGUUUCUCCUCCAGAGGCAGCUAUGGCCUCCACUCCAGUCAGGGCCCCGGUUUGCUGGAUGCUGCCCAAACCUCACCUGCUGCCUGCUCCAAAGUAUCUGUGCUCUAAGAUUAAGCCAAGCAUCUCCAGGGACUGCAGAGAUCUGAGCUAGAGGUGGAGGGGUGGAUCAGAGGGGUUGAGAGGCAGUUGCUCCGUAGUGAUUGGGGAUAGACAGCUGAUGGGCCUGUGAAAGGAGGAGAGACUCACCUGUACUGGCUGAGAUAUAGACUGCUCUGGUGGUAGAUGCAGGAGAUCUGGGGCCCUGCAGCCCCCUGCACUGACUCUCUGGGUGUAUGUGGUUAAUACAGCUCUCACCAGGUGGUGUGGUGCUUCCAGAACAGGCCUAGACCAGCCCCCAGUGGACUACGUGCUGAGCAGCUCAAGCGUUGGUGAACUCUGGGAGGCUAUUUGGGGAUGCAGCAUGACUCCAUGGGGAGCAGCCGAGCAGGCCCAGCUGCUGCUCUGGCCUAUGCUGCUGCCUGCUGUGCUUGCCAUUUAUGAGUCCGUGAGUCUAGCGGUAAAGGUGGCAAAUCGCCUCCCUGCUGGCUGUGCUGGGCUCUGGCCCCUGUCCCUGGCUCUAGCUUGGGCAGGUCAUGUGGUCUCUGGGUGCCUCUGCUUUCCUGUUUGUAAAGUGGGGCUAGUGCCCCACUCAGGGGUGUGGGAAGGCUCAAUGGGCCAGCGAGGGAUCUCACAAACCAAGGGGAGCCAGCCUGCCCUCCAGCCUGCGGCCUCAGCUGCACUGGAGUAGUGAUGGGCAUGGGCCGCGGUUCUGGGGUGAAGUGUGGACAGGCCGGUUUGCACCCCGUGAAGCCCUGGGCUCCCCAAGGCACUGACAGGGGCCAGCUUGUGUCCAGGGUGGACAUGGGGCCCCUGCCUUGGGCCUCAGUCUGUGCUGGCCUCUUGACCAUCCCCUGGGCGUGUCCAUCCCAUAGCAAAGAUCUGACCUGCCCCUGCCCUGCUAUUGCCCUACAGGACUGUGCAAACUCCUCCAGGAGACAGUGCUCUGCCCUGAUUCCCCCACCCCCGACUGGGGCGGGCACCUGGUCCCAUCUGUACUUCACCAGCCUCACACACAACCCCCACCAGCGCCGCAGCUGACUGAGUGUUACCUGGCAGCCAGCGAGUUCCCCCACAGCACAGCCUGCCUGCCCAUCCCCAGCUCCUUGGUGAGGGCAGAAAGGGAGCCAAGGCUGGCAUGAGGUUUGGGGGCUCUGCCUUGGGGUGCGGGUGCUGCUCAUGGUUUUUCCAUGCAAGCAGCCUAUGCUCUUGCUCCCAUCUGGUACCCCCAGGUCCGUGGUGCAGCCCAGCUCCUGAGUGGUGGCUGAAUUUCGAUGCUGAGGGAAGUGAGCCUUGUCUAGGCAUGUAAUGUACGUGCCAAGCCACGCCAUCCAGCCCCAGUGCAGGAAGUUAGAGCAGAACUGGGCGCUAUGACUGCAAAGGCUGAAAGGUAGUCGGGGAAUGGAGCUAAGAUUCCCAGCCCUUCCCCUCCUCAGGCUCCUCUCAGGGUGUGUGGUGGACGCUGGCCCCCCUUCUCCCCAUACGUACAGAGCCGUGUGCCACCUGCAGCCUGUUCUCACACAGCUCCCCUGGGUCUGUGGGAGAUCCAGGUGAGAAUCACCUCUUGGGGCCAGCUUCUGCUCUGUCCCCCUGAGUGCCCCCAGCCUGGAGCCAGCAGAGGCACUGGAACAAAUCCGAGCAGGACAUGGAGCGUUCCUUGGAUCUCUUCCUGGAUUUGCUCGCCUUAGUCACAGCCCUCCACUGCCCCAGGGAGCUGGGCUAGCUAGGAGAUCAGGAUCUUUUCUUCUCCAGGACUGAAUUUUCCUUAUCUCCCUCCUGCACCCACUCACUUGGCUGCUAUCUCCCCCCACCCCCAUCCCUUCUCUAGUCUCAGCCAUGCAAGAGCCUUCUCCUCUGCUGCUCUCCGGGGCAGUCUCCUUGAGUGUGCAGCCUUAGCAGCUCUCCCCCUUGUUUCAAAUCUGCCCUGCAAGGCACCCCUCAUGCCCUCUCAAAGUCCCUCCCACAAGUUAAUUUAUUCAUGAUGUCCCUCAUUUCCCCAUGUUUUACAACGCACAUGAUCUUGUCUGAAGCCAGCUUGGCUCCAGUUUGUAUGAAAGACCCUGUAGCGAAUAAAGUGCCUUUGCCUUCUUUA
This is a messenger RNA of Chelonia mydas (Green sea turtle), 6063 nucleotides long. It is a transcript of the gene TRIP4, whose product is annotated as thyroid hormone receptor interactor 4. The coding region runs from base 310 to 2076 and encodes 588 amino acids. The record is from RefSeq and is a predicted model, not a curated record. Gene Ontology annotation, molecular function: transcription coactivator activity; zinc ion binding. Gene Ontology annotation, cellular component: nucleus. NCBI's taxonomy places the organism in Eukaryota, Metazoa, Chordata, Testudines, Cheloniidae. The transcript is spliced from 14 exons. Gene Ontology annotation, biological process: positive regulation of DNA-templated transcription.